AGAAGGUCCACCUGGUUGCAAUGAGUGACACAAUGGACGACCAAUUAGCAGUGGGCUCUCAGGAGGAGGAGGAGCCAGCCAUUAACCUUCCAUCCACACCUCAGCAACAGCACACUGACCCCGCCUCCCCAACGGUUGCCACGACACCCGAGCCACCUCCCGCCACCUGCGGUGAGAAAGUUCUGACGGGAAUCGCGCCGAUUCACCAUGAGUACGAGGAUGGCCUUGGAUAUGGCAUUGGAGAGCUGGUGUGGGGGAAGCUGCGGGGUUUCUCCUGGUGGCCUGGACGCAUCGUGUCCUGCUGGAUAACGAGCCGCGGUCCAGCGGCUGAAGGCUCACGCUGGGUCAUGUGGUUUGGGGACGGAAAACUGUCUAUGGUGUGUGUGGAAAAGCUGCUCCCCUUGAGUGCGUUUUCCAGAAUCUUUCAUCAAACCACCUACAACAAACAGCCCAUCUACAGAAAAGCCAUCUUUCAAGUUUUACUGACAGGGGGUUUGCGUGCAGGUAAACCAUUCCCUCACUGUGAGUACAUGAACUAUACCCCUGAGGGAAAGAUGGAGGAGAAUGAGACACAGGCGCAGCAGAUGAUUGAGUGGGCCAGCACUGGGUUUCUGCCCUCUGGGCCAAAAGGCCUGGAGCCACCACCAGCGGAGCGGAAUCCAUACACUGAGGUUUAUCCAGAGAUGUGGGAGCCUGAAGCUGCUUCAUACACGGCUCCACCCCCUGCCAAGAAACCCCGGAAGAACAGUGUCGAGAAGACCAAAAUCAAGGAGAUCAUUGAUGAAGGAACCCGAGAGAGACUCAUGUUAGAGGUCAAACAGAAGUGUCGCAAUAUGGAAGAUAUCUGUAUUUCCUGUGGAAGUCUGAACGUUGCACUUGAGCACCCUCUGUUUGUCGGUGCAAUGUGCCAGAGCUGCAAGAACAGCUUUCUGGAGUGUGCAUAUCAGUAUGAUGAGGACGGCUAUCAGUCUUUCUGCACCAUCUGCUGUGGAGGAAGAGAAGUGCUCAUGUGCGGAAACAACAACUGCUGCAGGUGUUUCUGUGUGGAGUGUGUGGACCUGCUGGUGGGCACUGGUUGUGCUCAGGCCGCUAUUAGUGUAGACCCCUGGAACUGCUAUAUGUGCUGCAGCCGGAACGUCUUCGGCCUCCUGAGACGCAGAGAUGACUGGACCUCACGACUGCAGCUCUUCUUCGCCAACAACCACGACCAGGACUUUGAGCCGCCGACUUUGUAUUCGCCAGUAGCCCCUGAGAAAAGGCAGCCAAUCAGAGUGCUGUCUUUAUUUGAUGGCAUUGCUACAGGGCUGCUGGUGCUGAAGGAUCUGGGCAUUCAGGUGGAUCGUUAUGUGGCGUCGGAGGUCUGUGAAGACUCCAUCACUGUCGGGAUGGUGCGACACUUUGAGCGGAUCACGUAUAUUGGAGACAUCAGGAACAUCACACGCAAACAUAUUCAGGAGUGGGGGCCGUUUGAUCUUGUGAUAGGUGGAAGUCCCUGUAAUGAUCUGUCCAUCGUCAAUCCUGCCAGGAAAGGCCUGUUUGAGGGAACCGGGCGCCUGUUCUUUGAGUUUUACCGGCUGCUUCACGAAGCGCGGCCUAAAGAAGGAGACGACCGGCCGUUUUUCUGGCUGUUUGAAAACGUGGUUGCGAUGGGGGUCAGCGACAAGAAAGACAUCUCACGCUUUCUGGAGUGUAAUCCAGUCAUGAUCGAUGCUAAGGAGGUGUCAGCCGCACACAGAGCCCGAUACUUCUGGGGGAACCUUCCUGGCAUGAACCGGCCACUAACUGCUAUGAUGAAUGAUAAACUCGACCUGCAAGACUGUCUGGAACAUGGACGCACAGCUAAGUUCAAUAAAGUGCGAACCAUCACAACUCGCUCAAACUCCAUAAAGCAGGGCAAAGACCAGCACUACCCGGUGUACAUGAACAAUAAAGAGGAUAUCCUGUGGUGCACAGAGAUGGAGAGAGUUUUCGGCUUCCCCGUCCAUUACACUGACGUGUCCAACAUGAGUCGUCUGGCCAGACAGAGGCUGCUGGGAAGAUCAUGGAGCGUCCCUGUGAUAAGGCACCUCUUUGCUCCACUGAAGGAAUACUUUGCCUGUUAACGAAGCCCCGCCCACCAGUGCACGAUGACAUCAUCAAGUCCAACCUUCCUGUGUUCUUCAUUGUUGCUUGUGGCCUCUGAACGGGUGGUGCUAUCUUAAUAUUACCAUUCAACCCCGAGACACUUCACAUAUUUAUUUGAAAACACACUUGUGUUGCUUUACCAUCUGCCAAAUAGUUUUCCAAUAUUUCCCAAAUGAUGUUUAACAGAGCAAGGAAAUUUUCACAGUAUUUCCUAUAAUAUUUUUUCUUCUAGAGAAAGUGUUCUUUGUUUUAUUUCGGCUAGAAUAAAAGCAGUUUUUAACUCCUUUAAAACCAUUUUAAGGUCAAUAUUAUUAGCCCCUUAAGCAAUAUUAAUUUUUGAUUGUCUACAGAACAAACCAUCGUUAUACAAUGAUUUGUCAAGCUUUUAAAUGUCACUUUCAGCUGAAUACUAGUAUCUUGAAAAACAUCUAGUCAAAUAUUCUGUGCUGUCAUCAUAGCAAAGAUAAAAUAAAUCAGUUAUUAGAAAUAAGUUAUUAAAACUAUUAUGUUUAAAGGUGUGUUUAAAAUCUUCUCUCUGUUAAGCAGCUCUUGGGGACGAAAAAUGCCUUUAAUUUCAGUUCAUUACACUCGACAUAAUGACAUGUGAUUAAUUAAGCAUUAGUUCCCAUCAUUUCUCCAAUUACUUUAAGUGAAAUCAAGUAAAAUUCGAUUUAUUAGGUGAAAGUGUCAGAUUAACAUGCUGUUGUACACUAGCCUGCUUAGAAAAUGUAUCUGUAACAUCCACACAAACAUCAUUUCCACACACACACACACGUUUCCUGUGAGAGAGAAGAGGUGCUGGAAAAGCCAACAAUACACUGUUUACAGUUGAUAUACACUCGUCAUACGGUACAGCUAUACAACAAUAACUGUUCACACACAACUCUACUAUGGUGCUCUUAUCUCUCCUUGUCUUUCAGUCUCUCAGCAAUACAAAUUCUCACAGUCUUGUAUGAUGCCUUUCUGAUGGAGCCUAAAUAGGGAACAAACAGUGAGAAACACAUACACAAGCUCAUGCUGAGAGAUGUGUUACACACUCACACACCUCGAAAGGACAGUUCAUCCAAAAUUUAACAUGCUGAAUUUUUGUGCAGCACAAAACAAGAUCUCUCGAAAAAUGGUGGAGCCGAACCAUUUUGGCUCCCAUUGACUUCCAUAGUAUUGUUUUGGUCUCUAUACUAUGGAAGUCAAUAAGUGUGGGUACGUGUACAUGGACAUAAGAAAUUUAAUUAUUAAUUAAUCUAAUCAAAAUUAACAUUCUUAUUAACUGCAUGUCUUCUGUGCAGAAUCUCUUGAAGAAUGUUGGUGCUGAACCAUUUUGGCUCCCAUUGACUUCUAUAGUAUUUUUUUGGUUUCCUUACUAUUGAAGUCAGUGGAACUGGGUGCGUUUACAUGGACAUCAGUAAUUUAAUUAUUGAUCUUAUUCUGAAAAGACAAUAUUAAAGGGAUAGUUCACCCCAAUAUAUAUUUUGUGGGGAGAACUGUUGCUUUAAGAUGCAUGAUUUGCUUUUGGUAUGUUUAUUUUCUGUUCCCGUUUUUGUUUAAGUCAUAGUACACAAGUUCGGUUUUCGUUCUAACGUGAAGCGAUUCUCCUCAAAGUUGGCGAAAAAAAAAAAAAUGUAUUCCCAACCGCAAAUCGUGUGCUUUCAUCAAGAUGUUAGAGCAGUUAACUGUGGUAUUGGUAACCUAGCAACCAACAGUUAACAAGACAAAAAGUGCGUUCGACAUGAAGCACAGCUGCAGCCGGUGAUCAACGAGAUUAGCCGAGCGCAGGCGGGGGCGGAGUUGAAAACUGAGCAGUCAAGCCGGACACUUUGGGGCUCAAAGUUGCGGCAGUCAUGAUGACCGAUCACAUGGCUUCAUCAUUGUUUUUUUUACAGUCUCUACAAGCUAUAGUUCAUUUUUAAACAAUAAGGAAUUAAAUAUAUUACAAACGCAUGAGAGAAAUAAGGGGAAACCAGAGGGUAAUAUAAACAAAAACGAACAGGCCUAUUAAAUACAAAGCAAUAAGCACACAUUCUGGGAGUUUCAACUUCACUCUAGGCUAAUACUUCUUGUUUGAAUAUGCUAAAAAGGGGUUUACACUUAUUUUCAUUUAUAGAUAUAAAAUUUUCCAAUAUAUAUUAAUGUAAAACCGAAAACAAGGUGUUUUGAUUAAGUCUUAAACAGUGAUUAAGAUUAUUUUGGAUAAUGAAAGCAUUUUCAGAAAAGCACUUGAAUCCAAAAAGACUGAACAAAGUGACAUUCCUAAAAUAAGUGAGCUACACUUUAAGUGGACGUUUCCCAGAAAGACUAGGUAUAAACGGCUAGUCAGGAAAUAAAAUAUAUAUAUUUUGGAAUACUAAAAAUCAUUUUCUAAUUAUUUAAUAGGAUCAAUGAUGAUAAUUAUUUUAUUACAAGUCUGUAAGACAUAUUUGAGUUAAUAUUUGGUUAUUUACUAAAAUAUAUCAUUUAAAUCGUUCAUGGAGCUGAAUGCAGUAAAUAGUAUAGAAAAGGUUGAAAAAAACCUGUGCAAACAAUCUUUUAUAACCAGAUUAUUUAACAUGAUUUCUGCAGUAAAAUAUUUGUAAUCUUUUAAUAAGCAUGAUGUGUACACGAUUGAGAUGGUAUGAAAAGUUAAUUGUUUGUUUUGAAAUUUGUGAGACAGAAGUUGUCCAACAAUAAACCCGAAACACACGUGGUUGUUGUCAUGCGGUGAACUCGGCCAAUUGUGUAAUAUCAGUGUCGUCAUCAGAGCUCGUGCAGUCGCUCUUCAGAUGCUGCACGGUCUGAAUCAGUCGUCUGAUCUCGGAGCACUGUCACGGUAUUUUGAUGCCACAUGUGACAGUCACAUGGCGUCAGUGCAGCAUCAAUCCGGACAAGAUUUCUAACCAGCAUGCACCACUUUAAGACAGAUUCCGAUCGAUCUGUGCAGCGCUGCAUGAAGUCGAACGCACCUUAUCAUAAUGAAGUCAUGUGGUCAGGGGCGCCGCCAGCAGGAGGGGGGCUGAAUUUGGGAUGAUUCUAGAGGCCCAUGCCAUUUUGAGGCCCUCAAAGAUACUAUGAGGGGCCCCAACGUCUGCAACAACAUCCACUCCUCCCCCCCGUGCUUCUCAGUUUUGCUCCUCCCCCUGCGCGGUUCACUUUCGUCCGCGACAACAUUCACUCCUUCCCUCGCGCUCUUCAAUUUUAUCUCCAACAACCUCCCCCUGCGCUGUUCACUAUUUCCCACAAAAUGUUUUCAUAGGGCCCAUAUGUCAGACUUUAUUCUGCAAUUGCGUUAACUCUUUUUCAUACAACUCUAUUUUGGGAAUUGAUAGCUUUGUAUAUUUGAUAUUUGGUUUCUUAUGCGACACCAGCCAUUGUUUACAAUGGAAUUUAUUGUAUUAACAAACAAUUUGUGUUCUUAAUGUACCAUAUACAGUUAAUUUUUAAUUAUACGAAAGCUUCAAGUGCAGAUAUUUAUUUGCCAUGCUAUACGUGCAAACAGAAAACACCAUUCUUGUUCAAAGCCAUUAAACACUGCUAUAUGUGAAUCAAUGGCAAUAGUGUGAUUAAAGUCCGCGUGAACUUUCACUAUGUUGAUGUACUUCCAACUGAAACGGAAUAUUGAGUAGGGGGUGGGGCUUUAUUUUUGUGCAUCAUUACCUCAUAGCAAACUAACAGUAAGAGUGGUUAAAAGGGGAGGGGCGUUGUGUCAGAAGCCAUCGAACUGACUUCAUCAGAAAUGGACCGCCACUCCAAACACAGAAGCAAAUGUUCAGACUUUAAGAUCACCAAAACAAACGUUUUUUAGUGGAUUGAUUGCACUGAUUAGUUGUUCAACUAAAGUAUAGCCAGAGGCAUAGUAAGUUGGGGCAAAAGAGUGACCGAUUUUAUAGGGCCCUGGCAAUUCAGGGGCCCUGCGACAGGUUGCAGGGGUGACCAAAGAUAACCCCGCCACCCCCUACUCCCCAGUAUCCUACUACCACAGACAAAUCCUCGCCCCCCAUCCCCCUCUAUUUAAUUACGAGAUCGUUAAUGCGUCUUUCCCCAGAAAACUGUUGUCCAUUUAAACGUAUUGACUUGUGACAGACGUGACAUUUUUGGCUGAACUGGUCUUUUGUGAGAGUUGUUCAAUUACUUUAUGGUUUGUUGUCGUCUGAUGCAAUAUAUCUGCCAGCAGAAACACACACAGACCUUCCGAAUGCAGGAACAGCUGGAAUCAUUUGCAUCUGAUUCUGCUGUUUUUACUCGACACCACUGUAUUUUGUGUUUGUGUGUGUGUUUUCGGUCAGGUAUCAGGGAUGUUGUGUUGUUUUUAGCCCCUGCAUGUGUUUUACUGUCCGUGCAGGAAACUCUCCAUGGUGCAGCUUCAUGGUGCUCCAUAAUUUCUCUCUCACUUUCUGACUUUCGUUUUGCUUUAGGUUCAGCUAAGCUAUGUUCACACCACAACAUCUGAUGGCAAGGUAAAACUCACACUUCCCCUUUAGAGAACUUCGACGCUGCAUUAAAUAUCGAUGCUAUGGGUACACUUUUAAUUUGAGGAAGUCCAGAAGCGUGUGUAAUAUCACUACAAUGUAACUGGAUGAUUGUCACAUUUCAUCAGGACGCAUCGAUCUGAGAGAUGAUCUGAGAUAACUACUUCAGGCUUCAGAUCUCGCUCUUUGUGACACCAAGGAAAUGCAGCUAUGUUGAUUAUGGAGAAACAGAGGAUAGAAAACUCUUCCUUGAUGCUCCAAUUUUGCCAAAGGGUCUGUUCGGCAACUUUCCCCCGCAAUUAAAGGCCUCUGGGGCUGCCAGGUGGAAGCAGCUACAUCCGUCUACUAGCUCCUCGAACCAGCAUAGAGCGGAGCACAAGGAGAGCAAGGCAAUGCUCUCAGCCAUGGUCUUCUAUGGUGGUUUGAGGACCGUUAUAGUCACAAAAAGGACCUCGAAGAGGCCCUGAUGCCAGUUGCGUCAGGCCUGUGAGAGCAGUCCCUUCUGGCAGUGUCAACUACAGUGUGUAACACUUGCCUCUCCCCAGUGGCCUCCGUGGUCCAUUCCACUAAUCCUGCCACGUUCAGUGCUUCAGGGCACAGCAGCCCUCGGCAAUCCCUCUCCAAGUGUUGGCGGUCCACUGGAGGUUUUGCCCCCUCUCGGUCCAAGCACAGUUAAUUCUGCAGUAUCCUGCUGGUCAUCCACUUCAGGUCCUGAAUUAGCUACUCUGGAAAAUCCAGAGGCUAGUUUUGAGAGACUGGUUCCCUUAGAAAAUUUUCUGGCAGCUUGGAAGUGUCUGCAGAACAUCUCACAGUGGGUCCUGCUCAAAAUAGAGAGACGAUACAGAAUUUGGUUAAAAUCUUGUCCACCUCAUUUCAACGGCAUACUGCAUACUGUAGUGAAACCUGAGCAGGCUCUUGUAUUGGAACAAGAAGCAUUUUUCUGUUGGCAAUUUCCUCCCUCAAAAGAGUGGGAGACCUACAGACCCUAUAUGUGGCCCCCUUGAAACUUUGCCCCUGGAAUGGUCAGGGCACCGUACGUACCUAAGGUUCCCACUAUUGUGGCUUUACCUGUAGUGCUGCAGGCCUUUAAUCCACCUCCGAAAGGCUUAAUUUACUUUGCCCUGUUAGGACUUUGGACACCUAAGUCCACAAAGAUGCCCAGUCAUGUAGGAUAGAAGAAGUUUGUUUUAGUUGGAAACCCUUAUCGUGGUUCCCUGGUUUCGUACAUCUGAGUCAGAUGUAUGCAACUCAGCGGGGUGGUCUACCCUUCAUAUCUUCAUCCGGUUUUACCAAUGGGAUGUAGAUCCCUCCCUAUGGUCAGACUUUUAGUGCCUUGAAGCGGACGUCACCCGUUGCGUUCCCAUAGCGUCGUUAUGUAAAGCAGCAUCAAACUUCCCUGAAGGGGAACGUCCCAGGUUACAACUGUAACCAUGCUUCCCUGAGAGGAACGAGAUGCAGCUUUUCUUUGCCAUACUCCCUACAUGCCUGGCUUGCUUGUUUCGACAAAGUUGAAGCUGAAGCUGUCACAGGUCAUUUACAUUGGAGUGAUUUUCACAUGUGCUUCAGGACUUUCUCGAAUCGAUAGUGUAUAUAUAGCAUUGAUAUUUGAUGGAGAGUCUUGUUCCCCUCAGGGAACCAAGGUUACUGUCAUUUUUUGCAAUGUGACUUGAUUUGAUUUAAACGUGCUGUAUGUAGGAUUGAUAUUGGUUGAACUAGGUAUUGCGGUCCAAAUUCAAAACAUUGUAGAGGGUUUUUUUAUCCGGUCCCAAUUCACUAGGAAACCCAAAGUGCUGAAAUGUAAUUGGUAAACUGGCAGUGGGCUGGUUAAUAGAGACCAAAACAAAGACAGACAUUCUGACACAGAAUGCACAUUUUCUUAGGAGAAUAUCUGAUUUUGCAUUGUUUUUCGAAGUAUGUUCACUUAAUAUAAAAAUAUUAUGGUAAUUUAAUGAUUUAGAAGAAAAUCAUAUAAACAGCGCCUUUAAUGCAAUUACUAAACAUCCAUUGCACCAUUCAAACAUUCAAAGACUGAAGAAAAAUAUUUAUAAGUUUAAUAAGCAAGGCUGCAUUAACAACAAAUCGUUUCAGCCAUAAACCUUCGAACAGAAAUAACAAUUGAUAUAAUUUAAAAGUAAUAAUUUUACCAUAAGAAGAAAAGCUUAAUAAAGUAAAUCAGCAUGUUUAAACUAAUCAAAUCGUUUUAUUUCCUAAUUUUUUUAAGUCUACAACCACAUUGAAAACCUGGGAAUUAAAAAAUAUGCAUUUCCUUAAAUUAAUGUGACAAAUUUAGAAAUGUCAAGUUUAAUUGACUAUUAUCAUGUGGUGUAAACACAGCUUUUCUCUUGUCCUGAACUGUGCACAGAUCAGCCUGCGUGCUAAUCUAAAGGCUGACUAGCAUUGUGCUUCUACUGACUUUUGAUAGUCUAACAUAUUGUGUGCUCCUUUGCUCGGGAUUCUGGGAAAGUGGCCCAUCAGUGUGAUAUCCUAAAAGCUGGUCACGUGGUGCUCCCAGAAUCCAGAGUCUUCUUGUGGUGCAUUCAGAGAGUUCACACUUGGUUCAUGUGCAAACUGGAUUACUAUACAAAUACACGUGCUGUUUUAUAACCCUGUUUCACAUCUCAAGUAAACAGGACUCUGGUGCUCACAGAGAUGUGCUUUGAAAAAUCAUGGAUUUUUGUACUAAUUUGCUUAACCCUCGCCGAAGGGUAGUGUUUCUACAGAUCACAUUACAAUUGGGGGGUUUCUCUCUAAGGAAACUAGCACAUUGGAUGACUUCUUAUUUAAGGGUUGCUCAUUUCUGCUAACUUCUUGACUUGGCUGGUCAACCACCUCAUUAUGUGAACCGUAGUUUUAUUUACAGCUUCCAAUCUGAAUGGUUUUUAUCAAGGUUGAUGUUGAUAUAUACUAAUGCGGCCGUAGGUUAUUAUAGCAAACCUCUGCUUUAGCUCAUGCUCACAAACAAACCUUAAAGGAAAACAUCCUGCCGAUUCAAUGUUGAACAGAUUUAAAUAUUGCUUUGAUAAUUUAAGAACUUUAUUGAAAACUUUAGGUUUCUAUUGAGUGUAGACCGAUAGCGAGAUUCAAUAAUAUCCUGAAAAUGAACAUGCACAAUAUUGAUAUCGUGGGCGCUUCAGUAUACCGUGAAUAGUUAUUUAAAAAAUGUAUGAAACCUCUGCUUUAGCUCGUGCUCAGAAACAAACCUUAAAGGAAAAUAUCCUGCAUUUCAAUGUUUAGCAGAUUUCAAUAUCAGUUUGAUGAUUUGAGAAACCUUUCAAAACUUCUGGUUUCUGUUGAGUGCACAAUGUUAACAAUUCCCUGUAGAAUCUACAGUAACUUACUGUAAUUCAAUUACAGCAAGAAUGCUGUUUACAUUUACAGCACAAUUUAUCUUGUUGUAUAUGUAUUUACAGUUUUACUGUGAAAUAUACAGUAGUUUCCAAAUGCAACUUAAAUACAGUAGCAUACUGCAUAACUGUCCUACAGCAAAAUACAACUCAUAUCACAGUUAAAUACUGUGUAAUUUACAAAAAUCAUUAACAGUGUAGACCGAUAGCGAUAUUCAAUAAUAUCCUGACAAUGAACAUGCACAGUAUUGAUAUUGUGGGUGCUUUAGUAUACCAUCAAUAAUUAUUUAUUAUUUAAAAAAUGUAUGAAACCCGUGCUUUAGUUCGUGUUCAGAAACAAACCUUAAAGGAAAACAUCCUGCAUUACGAUGUUUAGCAGAUUUGAAUAUCAGUUUGAUGAUUUGGGAAAACAUUAUUCAAAACUUUUGUUUUCUACUGAGUCUACACUAUUAAGAAUUUCUUGCAGAAUCUACAGUAACUUACUGUAAUUCAAUUACAGCAAGAAUACUGUGUUUACAUUUACAGCACCAUUUGUCUUGCUGUAUAUGUAUUUACAGUACUGUAUAUCUUUACUGUAAAAUAUACAGUAGUUUUCACAAUGCAACUUUAAAAUACAGUAACAUACCGUAUAACUGUAAAAUCCAGUUCAAAUUACUGUGAAAUACUGUAAAAUGCAAUUUACAAACAUCAUUAACCCUGUAGACCAGGGCUGCUCAACCCUUUUCCUGGGGAUCUGCAGAGUUCAGCUCCAACCCUGAUCAAACACACCUGAGCCAAUUAAUUAGAACUUAAACAGCACUUUAUAAUUACUGGCAGGUGUGUUUGGUCAGGGUUGCAACUGAAAUCUGCAGGAAGGUAGAUCUCCAGGAACAGGGUUGGUCGACCCUGGUGUAGACCUAUGGCGAUAUUCAAUAACAUCCUGAUAAUGAACAUGCACAAUCUUGAUAUCGUGGGCACUUCAAUAUACCGUGAAUAAUUAUUUAUUAUUUAUAAUGUUGGUGUCUUUAAAGAAUAUUCAGAUUGCUAUUGUAACAGACGCCAGCCAGCGAAGUGCUAUACAAGUAAACCUCACUCCUCUGACCUCUAAAUGUGCUCUAGCGACAGACGCUAAAGGCCAUGGUCUUUAGCCUCCUUGUUAGAGAAACCGACUCCCAUACUAAGAAUCGCCGGUUCGAUCCCAGCUCAGACCGGGUUGGGUGAAGUAGGAUCGGUGCGUUACACGUGGGGGCUUAUCCGGGAUGGGAGUGAGGGGGACUGUAACAGAGGUCAAUUUGAAGGGACAGGCAACAAAA
This is a messenger RNA of Danio aesculapii, 11199 nucleotides long. RefSeq names its product DNA (cytosine-5)-methyltransferase 3A-like. Gene Ontology annotation, biological process: negative regulation of DNA-templated transcription. The transcript is spliced from 17 exons. NCBI's taxonomy places the organism in Eukaryota, Metazoa, Chordata, Actinopteri, Cypriniformes, Danionidae. Gene Ontology annotation, cellular component: nucleus; cytoplasm. The record is from RefSeq and is a predicted model, not a curated record. The coding region runs from base 21 to 2102 and encodes 693 amino acids. Gene Ontology annotation, molecular function: methyltransferase activity.